CUCAAUCCCUUGACCUACCCUCUCUGCCGUCCCCAUUCUCCACUGCCCAUCAUCUUCCAAAACCUACCCAGACUCCCCAAUCCCACCACCUACUCAGACUCUUCUUCUCUCUUUCAAAUCCCUUCACCUACCCUCUCCGCAAGACCCUUCUUCUCACCCCACUGAGCAUGGCGCCACCUCUAAAUAAAUCCCCACCGAAAACUCUCCACCUCGCAAUUGCUCUCUAUGUCGACGAGGCUCGAAGACCCAUCAGAGGAUUCCCCGCGCCGUGCGUCUCCCCUGCCAUGAAGGGAUUGAAGAAGACGCAAGAGGUGGAGAGGUUGAAGAAUCCAUGGAGGCACCGGAAAAGUGCAUUUAACUUUGGGCGCCGAACGAGUAGACACAACUUCACCGCCGCAGAUUGCUUCAUGGCCAGCAAACGCAGAUCUUGACUGUCUGCUCUCCAACUUCUCCUCUGUUGCCUUCCGGGUUGUUCAUCGUCGAAUCUCGUCAAUUUGGGUCAAAUCUCAAACCCAGAAGGAAGGAUUUGGCCAUAAUAAGAAUUCGCCUCAUCUCGAAUUGGAGCAAGCGCAUCACCCGGGAAGAGGAAUGAUGGUUGGUUGCUGAGAAACUCAUUUCGGGAGCAGAUCUAAAAUGGUGGAUGUGAGCAGAUCGGUGAGAUAGAGAGAGCAAUGUUUAUGUAUAUUUUAUCCUUUUUUUUCAAUUAGUGGGAAAUAAACGGUUGGAGAAAUAUGUGGGUGUGGAAAAUAAAUUAAUUUUUUUAUUAAUUGAUGAUGUGCAUAUAUUAAAUAAUUUUAAUAUAUGGCGUGUCAUUUUUGGCUUAUUUGGCGCUGACAUGUCCGUUGAGUUGGUGCCUAGUCAGCAAACUGUCAAAGAAGUUGACGGUGUUAUUAACACCGUUAAAUUAUCUAACGGAAAUGACUAUAUUUGUCCUACAAGAAGUUUAAAAGCUGGCUAUAAAUGAUAUUUCUCCAAAUUUGACUAUUAUUGGCACAAGCGCGAUAGUUUUGACUAUAUAAGUGUAUUUUGCCUUCAUUUUAUGUAUGUUUCCUAGAAACAAUGAGGCAAAGACAAACUAAUGGCUUGUCGAUUUGAGUGAUUACUCCAAAAAUCAUUAUUAAUUAAGAAGAUUUGAUUUCAUGUUUAUGGGUAGCCAGCCGACGUUCUAGACGAUCCAAACGAAACGAAACUCAUCAACUUCCACUUUGACUUGUGGGUUUUUCUCCAUCAAUCUUCAAUAUUUGAAAGGAGUCGGUCAGACUAUGUAUAUUUUAAUGAUCAUUUUGCGAUCUUCUCAGGUCAUCUGAAACCUUAUAAUGAAGCUCUGCUCAAAUUUCCAAUAUUUCACCAUUAAACAAAGUUGUAACUAUAUUCCACUUUAUCAGCCAUAACAAUGGGAAAUCACUUUGAUGCACCCAUAUAUAGAAGCACGAAAAUUACUUUUCACAACUUGACCAGAAGAAAAUGGAGCAGUUUCUUGAAGAGAAAGAGAAAAGAGAUCGAAGAUGGAAAGUUUGGUGGCCAUACGUAAUAUUUUAAGCUUUAACAAUUCCAGCAAUAACGUCAAGAUCGAGUUACAUGAUGGAAAAUUAGGAAGAAAUUAAGGUAACAUGAUAAUUAGUCUCCCACCAAAGCUUAUUCUAAUAAGCUAAGCUAUAGUUGGUAAUUAAUCUACCAUUAAUGGUAGAAUUAGGUGAACUCGGACGCGUACGACCUAGCUAAGAUCAAGAAAUUUAUCAUCCCCAUGAUUCCAAUUCUUUCUAGCUUGUCAAUUAAUCCUCGAGCACUUUAGAAUUCGAUCGUUCUUGUAUUCGGGGUUGUCUAAAUGACGUUUUUGCCUUAUUUAUUAAGUAUUUGUCCGAUUUUUGUAUAAGUGUACUCAGGGGCGGACCCAGGGGGUUUUAGGGGUGUCCCCGGACACCCCUAAAUAUCGGGAAAAUGAUUAUCCAACCCCCGGUGGUAAUUUACGUAUAGACAAAAAAAUAUAAUUGAUAGUGAGGGACACCCCUGAAAUUUCAAAAAUGAUUAUCCUACUGUCAUUUGUGUAUAAAAAUAUAAAUGGUAGGUUGGGUAAUUUAAAUCUAGAACACUAUUAUUAUUAUUAAUAAACUUAAUUUCCGUUGAGCUACAACUCAUUUGGUGUUCGAUUUUGAACAAUGUGUAAUAGUAAAAAGUCAUUCCCUAUCUCUAAUUAUUUCAAUCUAAACUAAUUUCAAUCUGCCCUUAAUUUGUAUUGAUUUUAUGAUUGUACGGCAAGUGUUGAAAUGUCUUUCAGCUUUGGGUUACAUCAAGAACAAGUUUACAAAUUGAAUAUGCGAUAAGUUCCCGAAUGAUUGUCUAGUAGGGUGUAUAGAGAUUUUUUUUAACACUAUAAACACCAAGUGUAUUCUACAAUUAUUUUUGAAUAUGAAAACACACCAUGGACUUUUUUAACAUGUACGAGUAAGCUAUUUUCAUAUUUACGAUUUUAUAUUUAUUAAUUAUAAUUAUUUAUUUUUAAUUUAUUUUUUAAAAGAGGACACCCCUAUGGAAAAUUUCUGGGUCCGCCACUGAGUGUACUACAACACGUGGUCAGCGUGCCAUGAAUCAGCAAUUCGCCUCGGUAACUCUAGUGUUUGAUCGGAAGAGAUCCUGGUAUGGAUCUCAUAUCAUAUUGCUUUACAUGCUCCUUCCGAAUGAAAGCCGGCCAACCCAUAAAUUUCGAAGUUUGUAAAGACACAUCGUAGGUGUGAGAAUUCAUACAUGACAACUCUCAACUAAAGUCUUUGAGUACAUGUCAUUAACAAAUCAACUCGAUACGAUUACACCUAGCGUAAUACGAUUCAAGAUUGUAGAUGGAUUUAUGUGUACAAACGGCCAAGUCCAAGUUAAGGGGUUAGUUUGGGUUUGGUAGAAGAAAUAGAUGGAUGAAUGAAUGAAGGAAAGAAAAGGAAGGAAUACCAACUUGUUAAAAAAGAAACAGAAAACCGCAUUUGUGUAAUGAAAAGGAUGGAUGAUACGUCAACCGGCGUACCAUUAAUUCAAAAAGUUGAUCACCACCGAACACACACACACAAUUAGUCCUAAUUAAUUAUGGUAUGAGCG
Molecule: messenger RNA, 3084 nt
Organism: Linum trigynum
Lineage: Eukaryota; Viridiplantae; Streptophyta; Magnoliopsida; Malpighiales; Linaceae
Source: the annotation of a GenBank genome assembly